This is a messenger RNA of Sorghum bicolor (sorghum), 1541 nucleotides long. RefSeq names its product lecithin-cholesterol acyltransferase-like 1. NCBI's taxonomy places the organism in Eukaryota, Viridiplantae, Streptophyta, Magnoliopsida, Poales, Poaceae. The coding region runs from base 21 to 1367 and encodes 448 amino acids. The record is from RefSeq and is a predicted model, not a curated record. The transcript is spliced from 2 exons. Gene Ontology annotation, biological process: lipid metabolic process.
GGCAAAAACAAGAGAACUCCAUGGCCUUGUCUACUCCUCUUGUCCUGCCUCUGCUUCUCCUUGUGCUUGUGCUCCCACCAGCCCUCCGUGAUUACCUCUCGGCAGGCCACCUAGAUGCCGGCGUCGUCGGCAGCGAGCUCCACCUCCACCCGGUGAUUCUGUUGCCCGGGAUGGGCUGCAGCGACCUGGAGGCACGGCUCACCGAGGCGUACCGACCGUCAGAGCCACGCUGCGGCGCAAUGAAGGGCAAGGGAUGGUUCGAGCUGUGGAAGAACGCCUCAGAUCUGGCGGACCACGACUACGUGCAUUGCUUCCUGGAGCAGAUGCGCCUCGUCUAUGAUCCUUCCACCAACGACUACCGGAACCUGCCCGGCGUCGAGACGCGAGUGCCCAACUUCGGCUCCACAACAGCCUUCAGCCAAAAGAUCCCUCUCAAGUCAGACUGGUGCCUCGGAAAGCUCAAACAUGUACUGGAAAACAAGGGAUACCGUGAAGGGGACACCAUGUUCGGAGCCCCUUACGAUUUUCGCUACGCACCGCCGGCUCCCGGCCAGACAUCCCAGGUGUACUCUCGCUACUUCAAGGAGCUGACGGAGCUCGUCGAGGCCGCGAGCGAGAGGAAACGCAAGAAAGCCGUCAUCUUGGGGCACAGCUUCGGCGGAAUGGUGGCCCUCGAGUUCGUCCGGAACGCUCCCUUGCCGUGGCGGAACCAGUACAUCCACCACCUCGUCCUCGUCGCGCCGACGCUCUCCACCGGGUUCAUGGAGCCACUGAGCAACUUCGCCUCCGGAACCAACAUCCUCUUCGUGCCAACGACGCCGCCGCCGACGCCGCCGCCGGCGCCGCUGCGGCUGACCACGAGAGCCAUGUGGAGGAGCUUCGAGAGCGCCAUCAUGAACUUCCCGUCGCCGGCCGUGUUCGGGCGCAGCAGGCCGCUCGUGGUCACCAGGGAGAGGAACUACACCGCGCGCGACAUGGAGCGUUUCCUCUCCGCCGUCGGCUUCGGCGAGGCCGUCGAGCCAUUCCGGCGACGAGCCGUCCCGAAGAUGGACAACUUCGUGGCGCCGAUGGUGCCCAUGACGUACAUCAACGGAGUCGGCAACAGGACGCCGCUGCAGCUGGGAUACUGGGACGACGACUUCGAUGCGUCGCCGGAGACGGUAGUGUACGGCGAUGGAGAUGGCAAGAUCAAUUUGGUCAGCGUCUUGGCGUUUGAGGAAGAGAUGGGUCGGCAGCCAGGACAGAGGGAGCAGUUCAGAUCCAUCAAGAUCAAUAAGGCCCAGCAUUCUUCGAUUGUCACGGAUGAUUUUGCCCUGGACAAUGUCAUUCAAGAAAUUCUUGAGGUCAAUCGGCAGAGUCCUUCAUAGGUUAAAUUCAUUUUGUGCUUAAAACGGUCGUGGUGUGGUCGCAAUUCAAUCGCUUUGUCAAUCACUCAAUUCGUUGCCUGAUGAACUUGUAAUAAGUACACGCGGUGCAGUGCUUCGGAAAAAGCAAAGACCGCAAUUUUUUUUCGCUUGUCAAAUAAACGUGGCUCUCCUUAA